CAACGGUCAUCGUACGAUCACAGCAUUGGCUUGAAAAUCCCCAAUGCCAAUCACCGACACCUCUGAAAUUUGACAGAUUUAUCUCACAUCAUGAAACUUACCGCGCCUUUCAACUUAAAUCCCCUGUCGAAGUUCCAUGUCCCGUUGCCGCGAACUCCCCGCCAGUCCCAGCAGCUCCUGAAUGCCCUUACGUCCUCCUUCCGUCGUGAACUUGAUCGUGCCCACCCUCCCACCGCAUUGUCUUCGGACGAGGGUUCUGGCACUAAUAAUGCUUACAGCGGAGACCAUCUGAACGAAGAGCAUGCUCACUCGGCCGCUCAUGCUACCGACAAACAUAUCCGCGCGCUUCUCGAUAACCCCCUCUUCCGUGUAUCGCCCUCUAGAAACAGUGUCCGGUCUGGACCCCAGUCAAGUACGGAUGGAUCAAGGAUUCAGAAAGAGCCUAUGGCCAUUUUUGACGAGCUUGUCGCCUCUGGCUCUGCUACUGUGGGCUCUGUCUCUGAUUGUCUCAAUUGGCAGUUGUUAUUAGCCAGCCGUCAGAGCGGCGAGCGCUUCGUAAAGGAGCUCAGGGACUCUCGAGCAGGCUCCAGGACUUUCUCUUGGUGGUCUUCUUCAGAUCCGUCGACGAGAGUCUCAUUCCUGAAGAAUAACAGAGCGGUGCGUAGCACAUGCAAGUUCAUGGCGGCGGAGGGGUUACGGGACUCAAUCCUGGCUUGGCUGAGAGUUUUGAGGAAUCGUGAUUUUGGUGACUUGGAAGUAGAAGAGGAUUUGGCAGAGAAAUCUUUCAAGUAUAUUCUGGGGAAUUAUCUGAAUGGAGAGAUUGAAUGCGGCGGUGGGCUAGUUUCUGCCCUACGCUUCUACGUGGAUGCUUGCAAAAUACUCAUGUCAACUGCCGAUGAAACACCGACAUUGCCUCUCAAAAAGUCUCUCGGUGCGCCGGCGGGUUAUCUUCUCAGCAUGAUUGAGAUGAACUCGCGUCGAAACCCGAGCGACUCUAUACCGGCCGAUGUAUACGAUAAAUAUGCGAACAUGGUAUCUGCGUUGGCGCUCGAUAUCGAGAUCCUCUGCAUCACACUUCACAGGCCAGUCGCACCAAAUGCCAGAAGGAUGGACUCUCUUGGCAAGCUGACGUUGGAACGAGCGCCGAGAUUGGAAGGUGACCAUGCUUACCCGAAGCUGUGUUUCGGAGCUUUUAGCGCGCAUUGUUUACCUUGUUUGCGGACGUGCUCUCCUAGAGGUCGAGAGGGGGACAGGGGGACAGCCGAAAUUACCAUUACUCCGCAGACGCUCCUGAUAAACGUCACCGCGCAACCACACCACUUCCCGCCCACUUCAACUUCAUCAUCAGCUAUAAUUCGCACGUCAAACCGCUUCCAGCGUCUCGCGAGCUUCGCAAAGUUGCAGACCAAUCUAGCAUCUUCUGGUAACCACUUUUCCCACAACGCCUUUAGUCGACUCAUUAUUACCAUGUCAUCUACUCCUUCAAUUGCCGCUCUUGUGUCAGAUUCUGCGGGCUCACCGUCUGUUAACGGCGCUCCACAGCAGAACGGCAGUAGCCAUCUUUCUAAGCCGAUGGAGGCUUCUGCUUUGACCGAAACAAACGAUGAGAACUUGUCAGAGAUUCGUACUCCAGCCAAUGACAGAUCCAGUGUAUCUAUAUCGGAAAGCAAACGAGAACAGGCCAAGGCAGGGGAGAAGCGAGAGCUCGAAACACCAUCCAUCACGAAUUCAGGCGGAGUGGAAUCGACAGAGCCUGACUACAAGAAACCUAGAACGAAUGAGGAUGCAGUCGCUGCUGAUAGCACAUCCCCCAAUUCGCGAACUGAAAAAGCCGAUCCUGGUCAGGCUGCACCGCAGCAGAAGAAGAAAGGGGGUCGGCCCAGGAAGACCAAGGACACGGUCAAAAAAGGUAUCCCUACCGAUGGCAUCGGUAGUAGGACGCGUAGCCGCACCAAAGUCGUUUCGUGAGAUUCUUUCAUUAACUCCCAACGGUGUGCAGUGGUGACUACUUGGAAUGUUCUGGCCUUCAAGCUUAUGAGAUUCAUGUAAUGAGCAUUGUCAUCAACAAUACUCCUAAAAUUGGCCGUUGACUGGGCCAACUUAAAGUUUUAUGGGCA
Messenger RNA from Aspergillus nidulans FGSC A4, 2117 nucleotides. RefSeq lists its product as uncharacterized. The record is from RefSeq and is a predicted model, not a curated record. Lineage: Eukaryota; Fungi; Ascomycota; Eurotiomycetes; Eurotiales; Aspergillaceae. The transcript has 3 exons. Bases 91 to 1968 code for a protein of 625 amino acids.